Molecule: messenger RNA, 1092 nt
Organism: Pochonia chlamydosporia 170
Lineage: Eukaryota; Fungi; Ascomycota; Sordariomycetes; Hypocreales; Clavicipitaceae
Product: fatty acid hydroxylase superfamily protein
Exons: 1
Coding region: 1-1092 (363 amino acids)
Biological process (GO): ergosterol biosynthetic process
Molecular function (GO): C-4 methylsterol oxidase activity; iron ion binding
Source: RefSeq, a predicted model, not a curated record
AUGACAGCCACAACACAGACGCAGACGGCGUCUUCAACACCGGCCCGCCACAAAGACUCCAUGAAGUCCACGUGGCGGACAACCGACCGCAGUCAAUGGAACUUUUACCAAAAGAUGAUUGACUUUAUUGGCGCUCAUCCAGUCGCUCUUGAUCAACCAGUCCCCAAACACGCCAAGACGAAAAAGGUUCCUCACUUGGGGCAGAUUUCACAACAUAUCUGGAUCCUUUCCUACGGCUUUCUGCCCCUGGUCCUGCAUCAAGCGUUUGUAUCAUUGACGGGAUGGAAUAUCAGCAAGCAUGCUGCUUUCCACUUUUACAUGAUCCUCUUUAACGCCAUCAUCAUUCGAGAAGUCCACAUCCUGCGACGACUAGGCCACAAGUACGGCUUUCUAGACGGCGAUGUCCACGACCGCGAUGGUGUCCCCGACCAUGGUGCCGGAAAAGUCGUCUGGUCCCUGUACAAGACCGUUGGUGCACGCAUCGCCAUGAUGGUCUGGUUUACUUAUACCCCAAACGAGGCACCACUCGAUGUCAUGAGUGACUGGAAGUGGUGGGCCAAGCUGUAUUUCCAGACUGGUCUAUACGGAAUCAUUCUCGACUUUUGGUUCUACGUCUACCACCGCGCCAUGCACGACGUUCCUUUCCUCUGGAAGUUCCACCGCACGCAUCAUCUGACCAAGCACCCAAACCCGUUAUUGACGGCAUAUGCCGACGAAGAACAGGAAUUCUUUGACAUGGUUGGCAUCCCGUUCUUGACCUUUGCUACAUUCUGGGCCAUGGGUAUGCCGUUAGGCUUCUAUGACUGGUGGAUGUGCCAGCAGUAUAUUGUGUAUACGGAAGUCUGGGGUCACAGCGGCAUUCGCGUCCACCUCUCUGCGCCGUCUACCUUGAGCUGGUUACUCAAUGCGCUGAAUAUGGAACUUUGCGUUGAGGAUCAUGAUAUGCAUCAUCGCAAAGGCUGGAGAAAGAGCCAAAAUUACGGCAAACAGACCCGUGUUUGGGAUAGAAUAUUUGGUACCUGCGGAGAGAGAGUUGAGUCAUAUGAGGGGAAUGUCGACUAUGUUAACCAGGCCUAUAUGCCGAUUUGGUGA